Molecule: messenger RNA, 1637 nt
Organism: Haliotis rufescens (red abalone)
Lineage: Eukaryota; Metazoa; Mollusca; Gastropoda; Lepetellida; Haliotidae
Product: cell wall protein RBR3-like
Exons: 2
Coding region: 1-618 (205 amino acids)
Source: RefSeq, a predicted model, not a curated record
AUGAGACUCACCUCAACAGUCCCAGGGCAAGAGAUGAGGCUAGCCUUGACAAUGAUGUCUUACAGUCCCAGGGCAAGAGAUGAGGCUCACCUCAACAGUCCCAGGGCAAGAGAUGAGACUCACCUCAACAGUCCCAGGGCAAGAGAUGAGGCUAGCCUCGACAGUGCUGCCCCUACAGUCUCAGGGCAAGAGAUGAGACUCACCUCAACAGUCCCAGGGCAAGAUAUCAGGCUAGCCUCGACAGUCCCAGGGCAAGAGAUGAGGCUAGCCUCAACAGUCCCAGGGCAAGAGAUGAGACUCACCUCAACAGUCCCAGGGCAAGAGAUGAGGCUAGCCUCGACAGUCCCAGGGCAAGAGAUGAGGCUAGCCUCGACAGUCCGCGGGCAAGAGAUGAGGCUAGCCUUGACAGUGAUGUCUUACAGUCCCAGGGCAAGAGAUGAGGCUCACCUCAACAGUCCCAGGGCAAGAGAUGAGGCUAGCCUCAACAGUCCCAGGGCAAGAGAUGAGGCUAGCCUCGACAGUCCCAGGGCAAGAGAUGAGGCUAGCCUCGACAGUCCGCGGGCAAGAGAUGAGGCUAGCCUUGACAGUGAUGUCUUACAGUCCCAGGGCAAGAGAUGAGAACCACCUCAACAGUCCCAGAGCAAGAGAUGAGGCUAGCCUUGACAAUGAUGUCUUACAGUCCCAGGGCAAGAGAGGAGGCUAGCCUGGACAGUGCUGCCCUAUAGUACCAGGGCAAGAGAUGAGGAUAGCCUCACAUGUGUGAAUCUCUACAUUGAACAAGAAAACAUUAUACAGUGUAUUGUUAGGAGUGAUUAGCAUGACAUUGUGUAUGAAGGCUUAGAUCACAAACACCUGCUCAUGUUCAUUAAUCAGGUUUCUGUCAUUUUCACACAUGAUCUACCAAAAGAAGUUAUAUCAUUUCACAUAAUUGCUAAGGAAAUGUACAUAUGAAAGUCUACUUUGCCAAGGCAAUGUUCAUAUAAUAGUCAAAAUAGAUGAUGCCCUGUUGAACAAUGUUUACUUACUGUUUUAGAUACAUGUAUGUUGCAUGAAACGGCUGCAUUGGAUUGCACAAGUAUGUCAGAUGUCCUGAUGUGCACAGAAACAGCAUGUUGCUAUGGGGUGGGCCAGAGUUGGAUACAUACUGAACAAAAAAGUUGAGGAUCAUCAAUAUUUGGGGGAAUAUUUUUUUGUAGUGAAGACUGAGCAUACAAUUUAAAAAAUUCUAAACUUCUUUGUUCAGUAUACUUGUUAGUGAGUGAGUGAGUGAUUAUUGUGUCUACAUGCUUGAAGGUAAGGUAAAUAUCUCUGUCACAGUGAUAUAAUUUCAACUCAUUUCAAACGUUACCCCGGUAUGUCUCAUGAAUACUAUGUGAUAUAUUGAUAUUUACAUCAUGUACAAUGGCUACAUUUGUCUUAUACUACUCAAAAGAAGUUAAAGAACACCCUUUCUUUUCAUAUGACUACGGUUAAUCGUCCGAUUUUUAUUGAUUAUAGUUCAUCUGUCAUGACCAUUCAACUUCUUUUGAGUAGUAUGAUGCUGAUGCAGAAUGUUUGUAUCUUAUGCAUGAGAUUGCAUCGAAGGCUGGUGAAAACUUGCACUUAGCUUGGUCUUGCAAUUAAAGUUAAUAUGAAAA